AUGAAUAAAUCAAUAAUUGUUGUAUUUUGUUUGGUAUUGUUAUCAAUCAAUGCCGUAGUUUCUAGAGAUAUAGUAUAUGAUUCAACCAUAACUGGUUGUUUACUUGACCUUAAUGUUGAUUCAUGUAAGAGAACCAAUCCAAACUUUGUUGUUUGUCCAUCGAUUGCUGAAUGUAUAGGAAAAUUCCAAACCAUGCCAACUUCUGAAGCAUAUAUUGUUGAAAUUCCAGCCGGAAACUAUGGACCACAAUACUGUGCUGGUGAUUUCCAAGAUUUCAAUAUUACUGGUGAGAUUAUAUUCACCUCUGCUACACCAGAUGAAUAUGCCAGUUUCAAUUGUGGAAAUAAUCCAUUCAUUUCAAUCCAGAUUGAUUACUCAUUGACUGGAUCUUUCAAAUUUGUCUUUGACAAUUUAAAUUUGACUGGUUACAAUGAUUUCUUUGGUGGUUGUAUCAGUAUCAGAUCUUCACAAACACUGCAGGACGCCUCUGUUUAUUUGUACAAUGUAACAACAGGUCCAGCUGGAUGUCGUUCUUUGGCAGAUGGUGGAUUGCUCUACACUACAUUCCCAACUGUUUUCAUUGAGAACUCGACUAUCUCCAACUGUGUCGCAGGUUCCGGUGGUGUCGUCUCUGCAGACAAUGCCAAUCUCUACAUCUACAGCUCCAACUUUACAAACAACAACGCCACUGGAUAUUUCGGUGGUGUCGCAUCUGCUUUGCAAGUGACAACACUCAACUCCAACUACUAUUCGAAUGGCGCUAUCUCUGGUGGUGCGCUCUACGGCAUUAACACCGCCUACAUUCAGAACUGCUCAUUCACCAAGAACACUGCUGAACUCUCUGGUAUGGGUGGUGCUGUCUACGCAUCGCAAACCACCGUUGUAUUUAGAUCAAAUUUCACCUCGAACAGUGCUGGUUUAGCAGGUGCACUCUACACUCAGAAGCUGAGUGUAUUCUAUUCGAAUUUCUUUGGAAAUCAAGCAUUUGGUUCGCUUUCAUCGGGUGAUGCCGGUGCGGUCUACGCUACCGACGACGUCUUCAUUGAAAGUUGUCACUUUGACAGUAACUUUGCCAAUAGCAACGGUGGUGCUCUCAAUGUUUUGACUAGCAGUUUGAGUGUACACAACUCAUCCUUCACCUUCAAUACUUGCGGACAAUCCGGUGGUGCUGUCUACAUCAGCAAUCGUGCUGCCGCUUCAAACUUGAAGCUUGUCGAUAAUGUUUUCUUGUAUAACCAUGCUGAUUUACAAGGAGGUGCAAUUGCAAGCAUUCCAUCAUAUUCAAGCUCAAUCAACUUUGAUUUGACAUAUUCAAAGUUUACUGGUAAUGCUGCUCAAUUGGCUGGUGGUUUCUACUUCCCAUACCCACCAAACACUAUUGUUGGUGGUGUUUUCUUCCAAUCCAAGAGUACCCAACCAGGAUCGAUGACAUUUGCAGUAAACUCAAUAAAAUACAUCAAUGUUGCAAAUAUUACAAAUGAUCUACCAUAUUACAAUAUCCCUACUUUUGAUGAAGUAGGUUUCUCAUAUUGGAAAGGAUAUAAUAUCAAUGGUAAAUGUGUAAAUGGUAUUGCAAAUAUCGAUGAAAAUGGAAAUUUGAUAAAGUGUGUUUGCUUCCCAUCAUUCACUGGUCCAAGUUGCGAAAACUAA
Molecule: messenger RNA, 1650 nt
Organism: Heterostelium album PN500
Lineage: Eukaryota; Evosea; Eumycetozoa; Acytosteliales; Acytosteliaceae
Exons: 6
Coding region: 1-1650 (549 amino acids)
Source: RefSeq, a predicted model, not a curated record